Molecule: messenger RNA, 1155 nt
Organism: Lottia gigantea (owl limpet)
Lineage: Eukaryota; Metazoa; Mollusca; Gastropoda; Lottiidae
Exons: 8
Cellular component (GO): nucleus
Source: RefSeq, a predicted model, not a curated record
AUAGUUUGUCCAGUUUGUCAGAGAAGUUUUAAAUAUAAAUCCUACCUAAAAAGACACAUGACAGCUCAACAUUUUAAUUUUCGAUAUGAAUGCACAAUGUUAUGUUUUAGAAGUUUCCAAUAUAAAUCCUACCUUAAAAGACAUAUGACAGCUCAACAUUUAAACCUGCGAUACAAAUGUACCCUUUGCGAAGCAUCUUUUACAAGAAAUUGGAGCUUGAAUGCCUUUGAUUUCUCAAGUACCCCAUCAGGAGGAUAUUACAAUUGUGUGUGGUGUGCUAAACGCUUUCUGUGGAAAAGUGCUUUAAAGAGACAUGUGCGAGGAAAUCAUCUAAACUAUAGAUUUAAAUGUAGUGUUUGUGGCAGGGAAUUUAACAGACCUGACUCUUUAUCCAGUCAUAUGAGAAAUGUCAAAGAUAAAGGAAUUUAUACAUGUUCUGUGUGUGGAAAAGAUUUUCUGUGGAAAGGUGCCUUGAAUAGGCAUAUAAAAGAAAAGCAUUUGAAUCUACAUGUGAUUUGUAAAUUUUGUCAAAAGAAAUGUUCACGCUUAGAAAACCUAAGAACUCAUAUGAAGCGUAUACAUUAUGAAGAAUUACAGCAUGAACAGGCUAUGGCUCCAUCAUUUUUUACGUGCCAGUUCUGUGGAAGUUCUUUUAGUUUUAAAGGGAACCUAAGACGACAUUUACAGUCUGCACAUUUACAAAUUAGAAAUAAUUGCCCCGUUUGUCAUAAAAGCUUUACCAGGAAGGAAAAUUUAAAGUCACAUUUUAUUUCAUGUCAUUCUGACGAAUCUGGAUAUAUGUUUUCCUGUAACCUUUGCCACAGAUCUUUUGCUCAAAAAGGAAAUUUAAAAAGACAUAUAGAAGGAAAACACCUGAAAAUAAGAAUUGAUUGUCCUCUAUGUUCUAAAAGUUUUACACAGAAGGGAAAUUUGAAGGAACAUUUGAAACAUAUACACAAAGCUCAUCAGAAUUUCCGAAUUAAUUGUCCAGAAUUCUCUUGUACGUUUUGUGGUAGAAGUUUUACAUCAAAAUGGAGUCUUAAACGUCAUAUUGAAAGUUUACAUUAUGGAAAGCGUGCCGAAUGUUCAGUUUGCUUGAAGACUUUUUCACAAUUAUCUACUCUAAGACAACAUAUGAAAAUUCACCAAUCAUGA